Messenger RNA from Knipowitschia caucasica, 378 nucleotides. Lineage: Eukaryota; Metazoa; Chordata; Actinopteri; Gobiiformes; Gobiidae. The record is from the annotation of a GenBank genome assembly.
AUGUCUAAGGUGGCCGAGCCGUGGUCCGCCCGCCAGCAGCGCCAGCUGGCGUUCAUCUCGGAGUAUACCACGGACAUACGACACAUUGCCGGCAAAUCCAAUGUGGUUGCGGAUUGUCUUUCCAGGGCGGUCGUUGGUGCGGUCCAGCUCGGACUAGACUACGCGCGUAUGGGUGCAGACCAGGCCGCACCCUUCAGUCCCUCAAGGACUCGGACACUGGACUGCAGCUGGGAAAGGUCGCGGUCGGCGUUUCUGGGGUCAGGUUGUGGUGUGACCUCUCUACCGGCCAGCCCAGGCCUCUGGUCCCCGCCAACUGGCAGCGGUCUGUUUUUGAGACUAUACACGGCCUGUCCCAUCCUGGCAGAAAGGCAUCUGUGA